Molecule: messenger RNA, 1456 nt
Organism: Carica papaya (papaya)
Lineage: Eukaryota; Viridiplantae; Streptophyta; Magnoliopsida; Brassicales; Caricaceae
Source: RefSeq, a predicted model, not a curated record
AGAAUAGGGAUCAAGGAAAACCAGAUCAUCUUCUCAGGUUACAGAAUAAUCAAAUUCAAGAUUUAAGAAAUUCAGUAAUUGAAAAAGCAGUAUGCUUAUGCUUAUUAGUAAUAGUAAUACCACAAUCUCUGUCAAUUCUACUUUCGCUUCAACCUGUAGCAGUUAUCAACAAAACAUCUUCUCUCUCUCCUCCCCUUCCAACAUUUCAUUCCCUCCUUCCCCUCUCUGCUUCUCUUCUCUCUGUGCCUCUGGUUCGGUUGCAGCCAUGGACAAUGGUGCUGGUCCAAGUUUGUUUCCGUUGCACCGCUGCAAAACCAUUCACCUGGUGAGGCAUGCACAGGGAAUCCACAAUGUGGAGGGAGAUAAGAACUACAAAGCCUACAUGUCUCCUGAAUAUUUUGAUGCACACCUCACUCCAUUGGGCUGGCAGCAGGUCCAUAAUUUGCGUAAGCAUGUCCAUGCAAGUGGGCUCUCCAAGAGGAUUGAAUUAGUCAUUACAUCUCCACUAAUAAGGACAUUGCAAACAGCUGUUGGAGUCUUUGGAGGUGAGGGCUACACAGACAGGAUGGAUGUGUUGCCCCUAAUGGUUGCAAAUGCAGGAAAUAGUGGCCUUGCUGCAAUAUCAAGCCUAAACUGCCCUCCAAUCAUUGCUUCAGAGCUGUGUAGAGAACAUUUGGGAGUCCAUCCAUGUGAUAGAAGAAGAAAUAUCAGUGAAUAUCAGUUUCUUUUUCCUGCAAUUGAUUUCUCACUGAUAGAAAGUGAUGAGGACACAAUGUGGAUGGCAAAUGUUAGAGAGACAAACGAAGAACUUGCAGCUAGGGGAUUGAAGUUUAUGAAUUGGUUAUGGACAAGAAAAGAGAAGGAGAUAGCAGUUGUUACUCACAGUGGAUUCUUGUUCCACACGUUAAAUGCAUUUGGAAAUGACUGUCAUCCAGUUGUGAAGAAAGAAAUAUGCAAACAUUUCGCAAAUUGUGAGCUGCGGUCAAUGAUCAUUGUCGAUAGAAGCAUGAUGGGGUCAGAUCCCUCGACAACUAAUUAUCCUGGAAAGAUCCCUGCUGAGCUUGAUCUUCCCAGUGAUGUUGCAGACAAGAAGCUCCAUGAGGAGGGAGAGUCCAAUACAAAUUUUACCGUCUGACUUAGAACAUUAUAAUAUUCAUCAUUUAGUGUGGGAAGGUGGGGAUUUCUGCUUGCAGUAUUUAUCCUGGGAUUUCUACCCAUUCUAAGAUCUAUGAUUCAUAUUUGCAUACCAUGUUGUAUUGUGAUAUUCAGUGACUAAAGCACCAUCCUAUUUUUUAUAGCAAGCUAGGUGCAUUUUGAUGUGUACAAACAAUGAUAUAGAAAUUGUUUGGAGUUGAAACAAAGUGGAAAACGUUGCAGAAUUGUAUUGGACACUCACAACAGAGUAUCCUGUCCAUCUUCAGGUUCCAUCUGCAAAUUUAUCCAAGAGGUAUUCUUA